AUGUCCAGCUCCAUUGGCACUAUGUUCUCCGGUUACUUGAUGACCGCGACGUACAGGCUGAAUAACGUUCAAGGGUAUAGAGGCUGGCAGUGGCUUUUUAUCGUAAACACCAUCAUCAGCCUUCCCAUCGCCAUUGCCGGGUUCUUCUUCUUUCCCGAUGUCCCCGAGAUCACAAGGGCAUGGUGGCUGAAGCCAGAGGAGAUUGAACUUGCCAAAAGGCGCAUGGAACUGGAAGGUCGAGCAAACCGUGGAAGGUACAGCAAAGCCAAGUUCAAGAAGAUUUUCAGCAGCUGGCACAUUUAUAUGCUGACACUGCUCUACGUUCUCUUCAACAACGGCUCGAACUAUGGUAGCCAACCUGUAUUUGCCUUGUGGCUCAAAAGUGAAGGCUAUUCAGUUUCAGCAGUCAAUUCGUACCCUACCCUGACUCCUGCAGUCCAGAUCAUCUUCACGCUCAUCUAUGCAUGGACUUCGGACACCGUGUUUCGCGGGGAGCGUUGGCCGUGUAUUGUGUUUUCUGGCGUCGUUAACAUCAUCACCAACACGAGCAUGGCAGUCUGGAACAUACCCAACGGGUGGAAGUGGACUUGCCUGAUCCUUGGAUCGAUUGGAGGUGGCAUCUCCGGAAUCAACAUGGCUUGGGCACAUGAGAUUUGUAGUGAUGACAAUGAGGAGAGGGCCUUGGUGGUAGGAACCAUGAACGAGAUGGCCUAUGUCGUUCAGGCCUGGCUGCCACUGUUGAUCUGGCAACAGGUCGAAUCUCCUCGGUACCAGAAAGGAUUCAUCACAAUGGUGUUUGUCGCGGCUGGACUGAUUGCCACUGCCCUAACGAUCAGAGUACUGCACAGAAAGGAGAGGGCCAAGAAAUUGCGGGCACAAGAGACAGAGGGUUGA
Messenger RNA from Pestalotiopsis fici W106-1, 894 nucleotides. RefSeq lists its product as uncharacterized. Gene Ontology annotation, cellular component: membrane. Lineage: Eukaryota; Fungi; Ascomycota; Sordariomycetes; Amphisphaeriales; Sporocadaceae. The record is from RefSeq and is a predicted model, not a curated record. The coding region runs from base 1 to 894 and encodes 297 amino acids. Gene Ontology annotation, biological process: transmembrane transport. Gene Ontology annotation, molecular function: transmembrane transporter activity. The transcript has a single exon.